Messenger RNA from Saccostrea echinata, 2668 nucleotides. RefSeq names its product endoplasmic reticulum chaperone BiP. Gene Ontology annotation, cellular component: cytoplasm; endoplasmic reticulum chaperone complex; endoplasmic reticulum lumen. The transcript has 7 exons. Gene Ontology annotation, molecular function: ATP-dependent protein folding chaperone; misfolded protein binding; heat shock protein binding. The record is from RefSeq and is a predicted model, not a curated record. Gene Ontology annotation, biological process: protein refolding; endoplasmic reticulum unfolded protein response; cellular response to unfolded protein. Lineage: Eukaryota; Metazoa; Mollusca; Bivalvia; Ostreida; Ostreidae. The coding region runs from base 84 to 2066 and encodes 660 amino acids.
GGCAUUUUAUUUGACAGGUGGAAAAGAUAUAAGAAGUUUGGAAGAAACCGAACAAAGAACGAACCUUAAUUAAAACAGACAAAAUGAAGACAUUGGUCUUUUUGGGGUUAACCAUUUUGUUGGUUACAUUGUCGAGGGCUGAUGAUGAUGGAGAAAAGAAGAAAGACAAAGACAGUGUGGGAACAGUGAUUGGAAUUGAUCUUGGAACGACAUAUUCAUGUGUUGGAGUGUUCAAAAAUGGCCGUGUUGAAAUCAUUGCAAAUGACCAAGGAAACCGAAUCACCCCCUCAUAUGUUGCCUUCACAGCAGAUAAUGAGCGUUUGAUUGGAGAUGCUGCCAAGAACCAGCUGACGUCGAAUCCUGAGAACACCAUCUUCGAUGUCAAGCGUCUCAUUGGUCGCACUUGGGACGACAAGUCCGUCCAGAAGGACAUUCAGUACUAUCCUUUUAAAGUCAUCAAUAAGAACAACAAACCUCAUAUAAGUGUGAAAGUUGCUGGUGAAGACAAGCUGUUUGCUCCGGAGGAAGUCUCUGCCAUGGUUCUUGGAAAGAUGAGGGAGAUCGCUGAGGGAUUCUUGGGUAAAAAGGUCAACAAUGCUGUCAUCACUGUCCCUGCUUACUUCAACGAUGCUCAGCGCCAGGCCACCAAAGAUGCUGGCACCAUUGCAGGUCUCAAUGUCAUGAGAAUCAUCAAUGAACCAACUGCUGCUGCUAUUGCUUAUGGACUCGACAAGAAGGAGGGAGAGAAGAACAUUUUGGUCUUUGAUCUUGGUGGUGGUACUUUUGAUGUGUCUCUGCUAACCAUUGAUAAUGGUGUCUUUGAAGUCGUGGCAACUAAUGGUGACACUCAUUUGGGAGGAGAAGACUUUGAUCAGAGAGUAAUGGAACACUUUAUUAAACUGUACAAGAAGAAGAAGGGAAAGGACAUCAGGAAAGACAACCGUGCUGUUCAGAAACUCCGUCGUGAAGUUGAGAAAGCCAAGAGAGCCCUGUCUUCACAGCAUCAGGCCAAGAUUGAAAUUGAAUCUCUCUUUGAUGGAGAGGACUUCUCAGAAACAAUCACCCGUGCUAGAUUUGAGGAGCUCAAUAUGGACUUGUUCAGAUCUACAAUGAAACCAGUGAAACAAGUCUUGGAGGAUGCUGACCUCAAGAAGGAAGACAUUGAUGAGAUUGUCUUGGUUGGAGGUUCCACUAGAAUUCCCAAAAUCCAACAAUUGGUCAAAGACUUUUUCAAUGGAAAGGAACCUAACCGAGGAGUAAACCCAGAUGAGGCUGUUGCUUAUGGUGCUGCUGUACAGGCUGGUGUGUUGAGUGGUGAAGAAGACACCGGUGAUCUCCUUUUGUUGGAUGUUAACCCCUUGACCAUGGGUAUCGAGACUGUUGGAGGUGUCAUGACCAAACUUAUCCCUCGUAACACUGUUAUUCCCACCAAGAAAUCCCAGAUCUUCUCAACAGCUGCCGACAAUCAGCCAACCGUGACCAUCCAAGUCUUUGAAGGAGAACGUCCAAUGACCAAGGACAACCACUUACUUGGAAAAUUUGACUUGACUGGAAUUCCACCAGCACCACGAGGUGUUCCACAGAUUGAGGUGACAUUUGAGAUUGAUGUUAAUGGUAUUUUAAAGGUUACAGCUGAGGAUAAGGGAACAGGCAGCAAGAACCACAUUGUCAUCCAGAACGACAACAACAGACUGUCACCAGAAGAUAUUGAACGUAUGAUUAAUGAUGCUGAGAAGUUUGCUGAUGAAGAUAAGAAAGUCAAGGAAAAAGUAGAUGCAAAGAAUGAACUAGAAAGCUACGCAUAUUCUCUUAAGAAUCAAAUUGGAGAUAAAGAAAAACUAGGAGGUAAAUUGAGUGACGAGGAUAAAAAGACAAUUGAGGAAGCUGUUGAUGAGAAAAUCAAGUGGAUGGAAUCUAAUUCCGAUGCUGAUGUAGAAGACUUAAAAGCACAAAAGAAAGAACUGGAAGAAGUAGUGCAGCCAAUAAUGAGCAAACUUUACCAAGGAGCUGGUGGUGCUCCUCCCCCAUCAGGAGAAGAGGGAGCUGAUGAAAAGGACGAGUUAUAAAAACAGUUUAUUAUUAGGUUAUUUGGACACUUUCCAUUUUUUAUCUCCAUUUUUCAUUAUCAUAUGACGGCCCUCUGAAGAAUUUUUUUUCUUAAAAUGGUUUUCAACCAAGUGCUAAAUUUAGUAGGAAAUAUUGGGUGCAUAUUUGUUUUCAUUUUGUCUUAAAAAUCAGAGGCACCUUCAUCCUCCAAAAGUAUGCUUGUGUUGGUGAAUACAUCAUGUAGCAUAAUUAUUUUUUUUAACGAAUCAUUUACUGUGAAUUUCGCAACAGAUCUUGUAGAAAGUUGAGUUUUGAUAUGGUGUACAAGUUGUGAAUAUGCUACCAUUUCCUCAUGACCAUGGUGUGAAGAGAAUGUUGCGAAGGAAAAUGGUAAUGCUGAAUGAUAAUGCUGCCAAAUUACUUGAGAGUUGCAUCACGUAAACAAAGUUUAUUAUUAUUUAUUGACGGCAGUGUGUGAAUGUUGUGUUAUGUGGCUGAAUUCUGAGAGUUGAUGUAAAUUUUGAACAAGGUGUGAUGGAUGAAAUCCAUUUAUACGUGUAAAUAUGUUGUUGUUAUGGAUACAUGUAUAUGAUGGAUGUUAAAUAAAAUACAUAAAAAGUUG